AUGGAGAGGACAAAAACAGAACUGAGCGUGUGGAGAGCGAGCGUCGAUGACGAAAGUGUCGUAUAUUUAGACGAUGAAGUAAGGGUGAGCGUAUCUCAUCCACAAGUCUGGUGCACAAACAAAAAGUCCCCGUUUGGAGCUGAUACGCAAACGACGACGCGCCUUGCUACUCACCAAAGCAAUCGGGAGAUCUCCUCGGACGACCUGCGCGACUAUCGUCUCGAAUAUGUGAUAUAUUUUAUCACGAGUGAGCCGCCACAAUACAGAGAAGCAGAGGAUCAUAAGAAGAAGAGUUCCAUUGAUCUCACCUGGAUCUGGACUACGCGGGUGGACGCUCGCUCGCUGCAGGCCUCUUGUCGUCGCUGCUGCUGCCUUGGCCCAACAGGUGUGGGCCAACUGGCCACACGUCCGAGGAUCGCGGGAGUUGCUGACUACGCAGUCCAGUGCAAUAUAGUCAACAAAUACAAGCCCAGGGUCACCGAUAUAUAUCGCGGUGGAGGUCAAGAGCAAAACUCUAUCCAUCGCAUCUCUGCAAAGUGGUUGGCUAGAUUUGUGGAUGUGGCGCAGUGGACUCACUCUCUUCCCGCCUUGGCUAGGACAAAAAUGACUGCGCUUCGUGAUUAUAUACAAAGUUACAGACCAGGACAGAGCGACGGCCGCACCCUGAGAGCCCUCUAA
Messenger RNA from Acaulospora colombiana, 678 nucleotides. NCBI's taxonomy places the organism in Eukaryota, Fungi, Glomeromycota, Glomeromycetes, Diversisporales, Acaulosporaceae. The record is from the annotation of a GenBank genome assembly.